Molecule: messenger RNA, 10660 nt
Organism: Corythoichthys intestinalis (scribbled pipefish)
Lineage: Eukaryota; Metazoa; Chordata; Actinopteri; Syngnathiformes; Syngnathidae
Gene: diaph2
Product: diaphanous-related formin 2
Exons: 31
Coding region: 467-3916 (1149 amino acids)
Biological process (GO): actin filament polymerization; actin cytoskeleton organization
Cellular component (GO): actin filament
Molecular function (GO): small GTPase binding; actin binding
Source: RefSeq, a predicted model, not a curated record
UUUACUGGAAACAGUCCUGUAUUUAUUAUAUUUUUCAUAUUGUGAUUUUUUUUUGGUUUUGAUUUUAACAUGUCUAGUCGCUUGUGAUAUAAGUGAUAAACCAUUUAACGUUCUAGAGGUGCCGAACUCCCAUGUACGCUAACGUGGCUAGAUGUACAGCUUUGUAAAGUAUUCAAGAGAGAACAACGAAUGCCACAGAGAAGAAUCACUGCUGAACGGACACCACACCUCUUUUGAGCGACAGCUCAUCCACUGGAUACUACUUUUCGCAACUCUUCUACUUACAUGUAUAUUUUUAAUUUUUUACUUUUUAAACCGAAUGGAUAUUGAAAAGACAACCUGGAUGGUGUUGCCAAGCGAAGUGUUGACAAGAGCUUGCGAGUGAAGUUGACCAACUUUUUGUUGUUGUGGCGGUGUACUUGUCAAGUCAUUCGAGAAGGGAAUUUACAACAACUUAGGAGGCAAAAUGGAUCAAGCCAGCGGCGGGGACGACCCCAAUAAACCUCCUAAAAAGAGGGCCAGCGAGGAUGAAGGCAGAAACAAAAAGCUGAACAUACACAUUAAAACAUUGGCUGAUGAUAUGCGUGAUCGCAUUACCAGUUUCAGAAAGACGGGAAUGAAGAAGGAAAAGCCCCUCAUACAGCAUCCGACGGACCCUUUCUCCACCCAGACUGAAUUGCCCAUUCCUCAACCGCUUUUCGACGACCGCUCCAUGAACCUUUCGGAAAAGGAGAUCAUUGAUCUCUUUGAGAAGAUGAUGGAGGACAUGAAUCUGAAUGAAGAACGAAAGGCACCUCUCCGCGGGAAGGACUUAAGCACCAAAAGAGAGAUGGUCGUCCAAUACAUCUCUGCCACUGCCAAAUCUAUAACUGGGAGCAAAGUUGCGGGAGGACUAAGGAACAGCAAGCACGAAUCUACUCUCUCGUCCCAGGAAUAUGUUCACGAGCUUCGUUCUGGUAUCGCGGAAGAAAAACUGCUCAACUGCCUAGAGUCGCUCCGGGUUUCUCUCACCAGUAACCCAGUCAGUUGGGUUAAUAACUUCGGUCAUGAAGGUCUUGGUCUUCUUCUGGAUGCACUGGAGAAGCUUUUGGAUAAGAAACAGCAGGAGAACAUUGAUAAACGAAAUCAGCAUAAACUUAUACAAUGCUUGAAGGCUUUCAUGAACAACAAGUAUGGGCUGCAAAGAAUCCUGGGUGAUGAGCGCAGUCUGUUGUUACUGGCGCGAUCCGUCGACCCCAAACAGACCGGCAUGAUGACCGAGACUGUCAAGAUCCUGUCGGCUUUCUGUAUCAUUGGUGAAGAAAACAUCCUGGAUAAGAUUCUGGCAGCCAUGACAAUUGCAGCAGAGCGGAACAAUAAAGAAAGAUUUGCCCCAAUUGUGGAAGGACUGGAGAAUCAUGAUGCUCAGCAACUUCAGGUUGCUUGCAUGCAGCUCAUCAACGCGCUUGUUACCUCCCCGGAUGACUUGGACUUCCGGAUACAUCUGCGGAAUGAGUUCUUAAGAUGUGGCCUCAAAAAGAUCCUCCCGGAACUCAAAGAGACGGAGGAGCUGGACAUCCAGCUCAAGGUGUUCAAUGAAAAUAAAGAGGAGGACUCCAUCGAACUCUCCCAUCGCCUGGAUGACAUCCGGGCCGAGAUGGAUGACAUGAAUGAGGUGUAUCAUCUCUUAUCCAACAUGGUGAAAGACACAGGCUCUGAGGCCUACUUCCUGUCUAUCCUGCAGCACCUGCUGCUCAUCAGGAACGACUACUACAUCAGGCCUCAGUACUACAAGGUGAUUGAAGAAUGCAUCUCCCAGGUGGUCCUGCAUCGAAGUGGGAUGGACCCCGACUUUGGUUACAGUCGACGAUUAGAUGUGGACUUCACCCAUCUGAUUGAUCAGUGUGUGGACAAAUCCAAAGUUGAAGAGAGCGAGCAGAAAGCUGCCGAGUACUCCAAAAAGUUUGACGAAGAGUUCAGUGCACGGCAGGAGGCUCAGGCUGAGUCUCAAAAGAAAGAGGAGAGAAUCAAAGAGUUGGAGGGGAAGAUCCAGACCCUAGAGUCUCAGCAGUUAACUAUAGAAAGUGACAAGCUCAAAGAGGCUCAGAGACUCAUCAGGGAAUCUGAAGCCAAGAUUGCAGCUGGACCAGCUGUGCCAGGAGCGCCACCCCCGCCACAACCAGGAGGUGCCGCAGUACCCCCUCCACCACCUCCCCCUCCUCCACCACCUCCACCAGGCGGCUGCCCUCCACCACCUCCACCUCCGCUGCCUGGCAAUGCCUCUGCUCCACCGCCUCCUCCACCACCUCCUCCUCCAGGCGGGGGGCCUCCACCCCCGCCUCCUCCGCCAGGUUGUGGGCCGCCACCUCCUCCGCCAUUUUUCGGGGGCCCAGGUGCGGCUCCGCCACCUCCUCCAAUUCCUGUACUCAAAUUGCCCUAUGGACUUCAGCCCAAGAAGGUUUACAAACCUGACAUAGUGAUGAAAAGAGUUAACUGGAACAAGAUAGUGCCUCAGGAAAUGGCGGAGAAUUGCAUCUGGAUUAAAGUAAAAGAGGAGAAGUUGGAAAAUCUUGACCUGUUUGCUCAGCUCUCCCACUGUUUCUCGUCACAGAGCAAAGUGAGGAAGGAUACGAAUGAUGAACCUGACAACAGAAUGACACAAUUUAAAAAGAAGGCAAAGGAGCUUCGCAUUUUGGACGCCAAGACAGCGCAGAAUCUAUCAAUUUUCUUGGGCUCUUUCCGGCUGCCUUAUGAGGAGAUCCGAGACAUUGUACUUCAGGUUGACGAGGAACGACUGAGUGAAUCACUCAUUCAGAACCUGAUAAAAAACUUGCCGGAGCAGAACGAGCUGUCGUCUCUAGCGGAACUUAAGAGUGAAUAUGAAGAGCUGGUGGAGUCUGAGCAGUUUGGGAUUGUGAUGAGUUCAGUCAAGCUCCUGCGACCACGACUCAACGGCAUCCUGUUCAAGCUGACGUUCGAGGAACAGGUGAACAACAUUCGGCCAGACAUCAUGAAUGUGACAUUCGCCUGUGAAGAGGUAAAGAAGAGCGAAGGCUUCAGGAAGCUGCUGGAGUUGGUGCUGCUGGUCGGCAACUACAUGAAUGCCGGCUCCAGGAAUGCGCAGACGUUUGGUUUUAACAUCAACUUCCUCUGCAAGCUGCGAGACACCAAAUCUAUCUCUCAGAACACGACGCUGCUUCAUUUCCUGGCUGAGAAAUGUGAUGAGGCAUACCCAGAGAUUUUGAGAUUUCCAGAGGAACUGGAGCAUGUAGAGAGUGCCAGCAAAGUGUCUGCUGAAAUCCUCAAAGGCAGUCUGAUCACCAUGGAGCGUCAAAUCGUGAGGCUAGAGAACGACAUUGAGAACUUCCCCAAAAGUGAUGACCCACAAGAUAAGUUUGUGGAAAAAAUGUCAGGCUUCUGCAAGCAUUCACGGGAGCAGUAUGAGAAGCUGUCCAUCAUGCACAAGAACAUGCAGAAGCUCUACGAGAACACAGGCAGCUACUUUGCCUUCGACCCGCAAGUAGUCUCCGUGGAGGACUUUUUCGGAGACCUCUCCAACUUCCGCAUCCUCUUUUUGGAAGCCGUGAAGGAGAACCACAAGAAGAGGGAGAUGGAGGAGAAGAUCAAGAGAGCCAGGCUGGCGAAGGAAAAAGCCGAGCGCGAGAAGCAGGAGCGCCAGCAGAAGAAGAAGAAGCUGAUUGACAUGAACAAAGAGGGAGAUGAAACCGGUGUGAUGGACAGUCUAAUGGAAGCUCUGCAGUCAGGAGCAGCCUUCCGUGAUCGACGAAAACGGAUGCCACGCAAUGGUGAUCAAAGUCCCUCCAGUCCAGGCUCUCGGUGGCCGACUGCUAACUAUGGUUACAGAACCUUAGAUAACCGGCGUGCAGUCCUUGAAAGGUCCCGCUCACGCCACAACGCAAACCACCAAGCUCGAUGAUGCUCACCCGAUGAGUGGCAAAGAACACCUGGACGACUUCCAGACCACCCUGUCACUGUGUUGCGCACACAUGCAAAGAAUUGAAGGAAGAAAAAAAAACAUCAUCAAACAUCAUUCAUGCCUUAGACGGUUUCAGUUAUUAUUACAUAUUUCCCUCUUUUAAAUUAUAGGGAAAAUGUAUUAUAGGCUGAUGAAAACACUUCCAACAAGGACAGCAGCAUCAUUAUGUAAGAAAAAAGACUCCAUAUUUUUGAGAAAAUGCCCAUUGGUUGUAGAACAAUAAAAGAGGCUGGUUGUUACGGAUGGAAAACUCCAGAUACUGACGGUCAUCUGAAAGAGUAUACCUGAGGUAUCAUGCAAAGCUGUCCAUACCGAUACUUUAUAGCUUGUGAUUCAGCUGAUGCAUUUUUUUUUGUUUGUUUGUUUGUUGGUUUUUAUUGUUCUGUUUACUUUGGAUAGACACAUUCCUCUUAACUACACUUUUUUCAGCUCAGUUUUAUGUAGUAUUUAUGUGACGCGCUUAAGUAAAUGCCGUAGUCCGCCAAGAGAGUGUGACUGUUUAGAAAAGCCUCUAUUUCCGAUACACUGUACCGGCUCGGUUCCCUCUGGUGCAAGAAAUCUUCUCUGACGUCGCAAAUAUGAAUACCAUAAACGCGUAUAUUACAGGUUAUAUGUUCAAAACCCGGCCACGGUCAUACAAAUAUAAAAUACAUUCCAUUAAAUCGAAGCAUUUUGUUGCAAUAGGAGCAAACACUUGAUACUAAAGUCUUUCAAGUAUUUAAAAAUACUAAAGGUUUUAGACAAACCGUAUACAUUGUCUAACAGUCUGAUAGCUUAAUGCUAACAUUCAAUGCAAAAAAACCUUCAGCAGGCUAGCUCAAAUUAUUAUUCAUAAACUUUAAAAAAAAAAAAAAAAAAAAAAACUAUUUUUCACGCACAUUAAGAACAUAAAACAAUGCAGUUAUAUAUUCUGUCAACUGUUUGAGAACAGCUAUUACUAGAGCAACUUCCCUGGCUCUUCUCCUUCCACUUAUCUUAAUUUUCAGACUAUAAGCCGCUAAUUUUCCCACUGUUUUGAACAGCUGUUUUUAGUCUAGUGCUUGUAAUUCAUGGAUUUAGAUUUUUUUUUAACAGGCUAAUGAGCUGCAUGAUUUUUGUGUAAAUAUCCCAUAAUACAGUGUGGAAAACUAUGGUUUAUAGUCUAUAUAUGAACAAAAGCAGUUUUCUUGUCGAAUCUGGUGGACGUGGCUUACACUCCGUACCGUAUUUUCACGACCAUAAGGCACACCUAAAAGUAAAAAAAAAAAAUCUCCAAAAUGGACGGUGCGCCAAAUAAUGUGUUGUGCCUAUUCUGUGGACUGAACACCAAAAUGUGUGUCUCUGACUGAGCAAUUUUGGAAAAGGCAAAUGUAAGUGUGAGCCGCAAGAGAACCGUAAAGGGAGAAGGUUGCAUGUGGUAGGAGGCGUGCCCCCAGUAGCUGUAAUGUUAGAGUGUAUGCGUUAGGCUAAACAACAUUGGUUUAGCGUAGGACCCUUGAAAAUGGCCUCUACGACGAAAAUACACGCUUACAAAGCCUGGGUAAAACUCAAACUAAUCACCUACGCCAGGGGUCUCCAAACCAGUCCUCCAGGGCCGCUGUGGGUCCUGGUUUUUGUUCAUACCGAUCAAGCACAGAACUUUUAACCAAUGUGGUUUCUACUAAAACAAGCAGCACCUGACUGCAAUCAACUGAUUAUACUCAUAAAACACCACAUUGGUGAAAAGGUGUGGUCUUGUUUUGUGGGAGAGAAAUCCUGCACCCGUUGCAGCCCUAUGUUGAAUAGUUUGGAGACCACUGACCUACGCGAAACAAAAAGAAACUGCCACCUUUUGUAAUUUUUUUUAAGAGGAAGACGCUGCCUAAGUUGAACUGCCAUGAUUGAUGGAGACCUAGCCUAGCUGUUCAAUUCGGAUACAGAAGAUGAGGACUUUGAUGGAUUAAGAUUGAUGUGAGUACUUUGCUAAAUUCUUUAAUAAAAUACAAUUGAACUCACAGGCAGUUUACACGGUGACGUUCCGAGAAUGCGACAAAUUUCAUAUUUGCAUUUAUAUGGUUCCGUCUCCAUUCGAACAAUGUCACAAUGCCGCGUGAAAAUGAAGUAUUCAUGCCAAGCUCUAGGGGGCAGUGCGGAUAUACAAGGCGACAGCCAAUGAUGCACUUUGACAUCAACAACUUCCUCAGCCCGGAAGACAACAUACCAGCCUACUCCAAGCAAUUGCAUUUUUCUUUUGCUCCAAAAGGCGCAAAAAUGGAAACAUUAAACAUAUAUAAAUAAAGAUAUUAUAAAAACAGUGAAUUAAAGCCGACGUUCCAGCAUGUUUGCUGUUUUUACUGUUUAGUAGCAGCACUGUGCAAAGUGACACGUCCCGAGUACUGACGCCUUCCGUUUUCGCCGACACCAUAUAAAAGUGAGGCCAUUCCGCGACACAAUCAUUGCGUCUUUGUGUCGCAGAGUCGCCAUGUAAACUGCCCUUCAGUUUUGCUCCCGCUGCCUUUAAAAUUAAAAAAAAAAAAAAAAAAUAGCGCACAUGCAAGCAUAAGUUUUUCAUGCGCCCACUAAUGCGGUGCACCUUGUGUGUGUGUUAAAUACAAAAAUAUCACCCGAAAAUGAGCCGGCACCUUUUAAUACGCUGCGCCCUAUCGUCUUGAAAAUACAGUAAUUAGGAUGUAAUGACGAAUCUGUGAACAAGCGUCGAGCAGUGGUUUACCCAAUCUGUAACAUUAUCAAUGCAAAUUGUGACUGGUAGUACCUUUUAGCGGAAACACGUCAACUGUGAGUCCCGCUCUGACAACCAGUUUUGAUACAGUGUAGCGGAGAUGGGGCUGUUGUCUAAUUUCUGUGGUCAGGUAUGAACCCUGUCACUUAAAUCUUGGUGCACAGUCCUUAGUAUGCAUGUGUUUUACUGACUCCAAUGCUAAAAUGAAAAAUGUUGUGAAGUUUAUUUGGACUAGAUGCAUGCUCUAAGUACAGUGUCUUUUGGCCAAAACCAGAUUCUCGAAUUGUGUCAAACAAGGAUGCUUUUGUGGUUUAUUUUUUACUUUAAGAUUUUACUCCCAUUUUGACACAGCAUUGAUUUUUUUUUCUUGAUAGAAUUCUUUUAAACAUGCCAGUUGGGCUCUUAAGGUGUGUAACCAUUAUAUUCAUUCAUCUUCUGAAUUGCUUAUCGUCAUAACCAUUAUAAUUAUGUAAUAUUUUCAUCUGAAGCAAAUGCUCGCUCAUUUUGGCCAUUGAAACAGUGAAUUUGAUACAAUGCCUGGAAGUAAUUCAGGCUUUAAAUAGCAUGCAUUUUAUACCACUGAACAAAAUGCACUGUUUUUAGGCGAUUGUGAGCCACAGGGCAUAUUUUAUGCAUAAAUUAAAAACAUGACAAAUACAUAAAGUAUGCAAAAUCUACUAAGGAAAUAUGUGUCUGCGACAGCAAAUUAGUGCUAGCGUUCCCUUGUGGGCUCUUGGUUGCUGCUACUUCUCAGUAGCAUCUCCCAGCUAAUGAAGUUUUAAACAUUCAAACAAACACACGUCUGAUGCUUGUUCGUGUUCGAAAUGGUGGAGAAGUCGCCUGAAGCUUUGUGACUGCAGUUUGAGAACGGAGCCUCUGCUGCUUAUUCAUAUAUUCAUGCCUCGGGUGGCGCCGUCUACUCGUUCGCUGCCCUCAACUGUAAGCAGAUGCUGCGAAAAACAAGCAAUGAGUCCAUGGCCGAAGUCAAGAUGCUGCUUGUCUUAGCCUGUGAGGCUUCAACCAACCAUGCACUCACUCAGUUGCUACUGAAAAAAAAUCGUCCAUAAAAUACAUUAUAUGCAUCCGCGUAUAUGGAUAUUUAUAUUCAGUGGUACCUCAAAGUAUGACCACACAAAACUAAACUUUUACAUUGGAAUAUAUUUUUCAUUAAUCCCUUCCCCAUCAUCAAACUUUUAUUUAUUGUAAAUGCAAUUUUCAAGUCAUAAUUUAAACAUUGCUUUUCAAGUAUAAGCUACUUAAUACCCUAUCAUAUUUGACCAAAAAAAAUCCAAAUGUAGAUGGUGUAGUGAUGCAUUUCCCUGACUUCCGUGCAGGCUGUGUGGUUUCGGAUUGUAAAUGAAAGUCUAAAUGGUUGUUUUGUUAGGUUUGCCUAAUAAGCAGAAAACCCCUCUUAGCCUCUAAAACGAAUCAGUUCCAAAACAAAACACUUAAACCUAAAGAACAUUUUCAAACAUGACACAAUGGCAGCAACUUAAGAAAUAGUCUAAAGCGCAAAACUGGUUUCAACUUGUCACUCAAAUUUUUGGUAAAUCUCCAAAUUGAUAGAACGACUGUAUAAUCAGCCCGAAUACAGUAUGAGUUGGAUCUCUUCCCCAACAAAGCCUAUUUUUCCCUGCUGUUUGAUACUUCUAUGAGGGCUAUUCCAUUAUACAUUUGCAUGGUUGCAUAUUUUAAGAGCCAAUAAAUUCACAAAACACUUGCUUUAAGAUUUAUAAUAUUGUCAGUGAUAUACAGGUAGUCCCCGGGUUACGAACAAGUUCAGUCCUGCUCUGGCGACGUAACCAAAAUUUCCGCUUAAGACGGAAUUAACCUUUGAAGUACCCCUAAAUACCCAAUAAUACCUAAUAUUUAUCCAAAAACAUGUAUUACAUGUCAUUGUACUGUCCUCGCCAAGACAUUGGAGCUAAGUCCUAGCUAGAAAGUCGAAAUGACGAUGUCAGACGUCCGUGUAAUUUAUUCAGCUACUCAUAACAUCAUCUCUUGCAAAAUGAAAAUAAAAUAAAAAUUAGAUUAGUUUCAUCUUCAAUAACAGCAAUUCAAAUUUCCGUUUAUAACUAGCUGCUGAUACAGCAAUAACAAUCCACACAAACGAUUAGCAUGUAUCAGUUAGCGUUCGCACAUCAUCAUAAACAAUCACAUAAACUCUCCCCAAGUAUUUGACCACAAUUGAAAACAAUAAACAGUACAAAAGGUGUUAUAUUCAUCCGCUGCCUAUGUGGAUGCUUCACAAGCAACAAAUGUGUGUGCAGGCUUGCAGCUGUAUAGUCUUUACCCUCUCACUCGGCUGGGCGACUUCUUUGUUGGAGCAAAUGCGUUCUUCUUUGUGUGCGCAAAUAUGUACUAGAUCACAUGAGUUGGGUACGUCGUAAUCCGGGGACUACCUGUGUACAGUUUACUAUUUGUUGACCACCCAAUUAUAACAACCUGCUCCUGCAAAAAGUAUUAAGGCCACACUAAAGAAAAUAAAUACUAUUUCCAAAGGGGGAAUGCAUACAAUUGCAAGAGUAAUAUUAAGUAAUAGUAUAUUUGCACAAAUAUUUCCAAACACUUAUAGAGGAUGGUGUUAAUUUACAAAAACAUUGACUACUGCAUUGGUUGUUAAACUGAUACCAAAGGUAGACGUUUAUGCAAUACAAUUGCAUUUUUUUUUCUUUUGGUAGUUCUGUUAUUUCAUGUUUUUGUUGUUGUAGUUGUUUUUUUUUGUUUUUUUUUUUUAAAGCUAAGUUCAUUGUUAUAUUAUUUGUGCUUGUUUUCUUUUCAGUGUGGCUUUAAUAUUGCUCGCUUAAACAUACCGGAAGUGUAAAAGUUUUUUUUUUUUUUUUUUUAAUUCAUCAAUGUUGUCUAUCUGAAUGUGCCAAUUAAAAUUUGAUUGAAAACAUCUAUAUCAUGACAAAAAUCUUUCUUUCAGUCUGUUUAUACUAUAAAACGAGCAACGUGACUUUUUAAGGUUCCACUUUAGUGAAUAUUGUAGAUAUAAAAGCUUUUUCUUCUAUUUCAUCCAUUGUGUGAUGGAAAUAGUUGCAUACAAUUCUCAUUCAUUGUAGGGUUACAAUGCUCAUUCAUCGUAGGGGGUGGCAAAUAGGAGUUAUAUGUGGUAUUUUUUGAGAAUGAAGUGUCUUGUGCUGAACAUAAAAAAAGAUGUUGGGCCAUUGUGGAUGCUGCUGCUGCUGCGUCCGAGGAUAUAUGAAAGCUAUUCCUUAGGACAAUUAGAGUAGAAGCAUUUGAAUAUUUUUCCUUCAUCUACCAUGGCCACACAUAUGUUUUUGUGUUUUCCUUCCUAAUUGUGUUGACAACAGCAAAACCCAAACCGUCUCAGUAUUUAUUUGUGUUGCGUUCAAGGCCUGAUGCUUUUUUAGCUUAAAAAUUGUGUUGUUGGCCAGUGUUGAGAAAGAUGGGGCAAAGGUGUGAAGUAUCCCUUUCAAAAUGUGUAAAAAAUGUGCCAUUUGGGAGGGGCUUUUGUAAAUGUUAGGUGGCCAACACUUAAAUUAAAAAAUGAUUUUGGUGUGGUUUGCAGUCACUUUAUCUCACAAUGGAAAUGAUUAGCUAAAUCUCAGUUCCAUUUGCCACAACUAGCACAUUUUCUGAAAUGUUCUUCUUGGCAAAUAGUCCCCAGCUGCCUCGCUUCGUCUGGUUUGUCGCUCAGAGACCAAAUAUGACGUCUUUUCAGCGUAUUUUGUUUGGUGGCGACUUAGUCGUAAAGCUGCUGCACAUGUCACUCAGCCUACCUUCUUUGUUGUCUGUGACUUUGUCGAUUUGAUUGUCGUUACAAGCCUUUCUAUUUGUAUCCUCGACAACGUGGAUGGGACAAAGUAGACAAAAUCAGAAGGAUGAUGUGAACCCUUUCUUUCCACUGACUAUGUAAUGGAAUAUCAUACUAAAUAAUAACCACUUUGUUUUAUAAACUGAUUUAUGAAAGUCUUGCUUGGUCUCUGUGUUGUUGUGUUCCAUACGCUCUACACCAGGGG